AUGUCUACGAUUUCUUCGCGAACCUUCAGCAUUGGACUUUCUACUGCCUUCGAUUCCUCCUUCCGUGCUGCACGUCGCGUUAUCGUGAACGUUGACCUCUUGAAGGGAACAAAAAUAUGCACCGGGGACGUCGUUGCGCUAUCUGCUGCUGCAUCCGAGAACAAGGCCUUUGCGGUCGGUGUCGUGUGGCCUUCCCAUGAGGUGCCGCAAGAUUCCGUCCUUGUCUCCCCCUCAUUGCUUCUGACCGCCCAUUUGGCUGAGGGCGCACAAGUAGCGAUCACUCCCCUUAACAGCGCGAAAUUACCUGCACACCUUCCGCCUUUACACAAAGCACAACCGGCGCGCACCGUUAGACUCAAAGAGCAGUCUAAUUCCGCGAUCCCGCGGUCCCGUUUUUCCAGCUCCUCAAAUGCAAACCCCACUGGAACCAACGAUGCCAAGCGGUGUGACUGGCUGACUCUGCUAAUUAGGGAAGCGCUCGUGGAUCUCAAAUAUCUUACACGCACACAGACUGUGGAGGUGCUCUAUGAGGGCAAGGGUCGCCGAUUCGUCGUGUCCUCUGUAUCCACAAUCCUGGAAGCCGAAGCAACUUCCAGGGACGAGAACGAUCUCGCAAAUGAGUUCCAAGCACUGUCCUUGGAGUCUCCUGGGUUCUGGACUGUCGACUGGGAUACUACGGUGUACGUGGAAUCUCAGAACCACAGUGAUGAUAAAUCAGCUGCAGCCAGUAAACUAGCUCCGGCAUCCAGCUUCCCUGCGAAGGACGGCAGAAACGAAGACACGUACGCAGCCGUUGGUGGACUCGAUAAACAAAUUAGACAAAUCCGCGAUCUAAUAGAAAUCCCCCUCGCUCGCCCCGAACUUUUUCGCCAUUUUGGCCUCAAGCCUCCACGCGGCGUUCUACUCCACGGUCCGCCGGGCACGGGAAAGACCCAUCUCGCGCGCGCAAUCGCGGCGUCCGCGCAUUCUGCGGUCCUCGUGAUCAACGGUCCUGAGCUGUCGUCCGCGUACCAUGGGGAGACAGAAUCGAAGCUACGUGACGUCUUUGCAGAGGCGCGUGCGCGCAGUCCGUGUAUCAUCGUCCUCGAUGAAGUCGACGCGCUCUGCCCGCGCAGAGAAGACGGGCCUGGCGGGGAGGUCGAGAAGCGAGUUGUGGCGCAGCUGCUCACGAUUAUGGACGGAAUGGAUAGCGCCCUUGAAAAUAAGUCACACGAGCGCAUCGUCGUCGUUGCGACGACCAAUCGACCGAACGCUAUUGACCCUGCUUUGAGGCGACCAGGGAGGUUCGAUAGAGAGAUUGAAAUUGGAAUUCCGGAUGCCGAAGCACGGUUCUCGAUUCUCAAUGUGCUGAUGGCGAAAGCUCCCCACAAUAUCCCUCAAGAUGACCUGCGUAGUGUGGCAGCUCGUGCUCAUGGUUAUGUUGGGGCAGACCUCAGUGCUGUCGUCCGAGAAGCAGGCACCGCUGCGAUCAAGCGGUGGCUUUCUUCUUCUGCGCCGGUAGCAUCUAUGAGUGCUUCCACGGAAGAUAUUGAAGCUCCAUGCUCUCUUUCGGAGCCACAACUCACUCUCACCGAUCUACUCUCUGCUCUUCCCUCCGUGCGGCCAUCCGCACUUCGCUCACUUUUCCUUGAUGUUGUCCCCGUGCACUGGUCCGAUGUCGGCGGGCAAGCAGUAACCAUCCAGAAAUUGCGCGAGUGUGUUGAAUGGCCAUUGCGCCAUCCCGAGACAUUCGCACGGCUGGGCGUCCGCGCGCCCAAGGGCAUCUUGCUGUACGGUCCACCAGGUUGCAGCAAGACGCUGCUUGUACGCGCGUGUGCGACAGAAAGCGGGGUGAACUUUUUGGCAGUAAAGGGACCGGAGCUCCUCAACAAAUAUGUGGGCGAGUCUGAGCGCGCAGUGCGCGAGAUAUUCAGCAAGGCGCGCGCUGCGGCACCAGCAAUCAUAUUCUUUGUGCGUCUGCGCUCCACCCCCGCAUGGCUGGUUUUUGCGUCGCAAGAUGUGAUUGCUGAAUUUCAUUUACCCCAGGACGAAAUAGACGCACUGGCGACAGCGCGCGCGUCUUCCGAUAGCAGCACCGGCGCACAUGAAGGCGUGCUCACGAGCCUGCUGAACGAGAUGGACGGCGUGGAAGAGCUGGUUGGGGUCACCAUUGUCGCGGCGACAAAUCGGCCAGAGGCCAUCGACUCCGCGCUGAUGCGGCCCGGGCGGUUGGACCGCAUACUCUAUGUCGGGCCACCGGAUGCGCAGGGGCGCGAAGACAUCCUACGCAUCCGCACGCGUAAGAUGAGCAUCGCGCCGGACCUGGAUUAUUCGGAGCUCGCAAGGAUGACGGAGGGCUGUUCGGGCGCCGAGAUGGCGGCGCUCUGCCAGGAAGCGGCUCUUCGAACGAUGAAAAACAACAUGGACGCACUGCAUGUUCCGUACGAUGCGUUUGUCGCUGCUGCGCGCACAAUCAAGAAACAAAUCACGCCGGAUGUUGUUGCAAAGUACGAGAAAUGGAGGGACAGUAAUAGUGCAACAGAGGCUUGA
Fibroporia radiculosa is the source of this 2529-nucleotide messenger RNA. RefSeq lists its product as uncharacterized. Lineage: Eukaryota; Fungi; Basidiomycota; Agaricomycetes; Polyporales; Fibroporiaceae. The transcript has 11 exons. Gene Ontology annotation, molecular function: ATP binding; ATP hydrolysis activity. The record is from RefSeq and is a predicted model, not a curated record. Bases 1 to 2529 code for a protein of 842 amino acids. Gene Ontology annotation, cellular component: cytoplasm.